UGCAGCCUCUCACAACCACCACUCAGUAAUGUUGUGGCCACUUCUGCAGUUUUCUCCAUCGUUGACUGCAGUAUGCUUUUUGAUGUGGAGUUUUUUUCACAGUUUCAUGACAUUAGCUGAGUAUCUGCAUGCUGUUGCAAACUGUUUCAAUGUUUAAUUAUAGUAUGUGAAAGUUAUUUCUAAAGCUAAUACGGUUGUUUGUGUAUUUUAGAGUACAACUACAACUUAGACUGGUGAAUCCAGAAUGAAUGCAACAUCCACUAAUGUUGAUUGAAAAAUUGUGAAAAUAGCUAAUUCUGGAUUCACUAUGCUAACUACAACUAGGGCUACAAGUUAAACCAUUAUCAGUAGUUAAACCCAAUGGUGAAAAGAUCACAUUGGGUCUGUAAAUGGGUCUGUAAAUGUACAUAAUGUCACUGAAGGCGUGUUGUGUGGUAGAGGGUAGCUAGCACCCACCUUCAAGCUAACAUGAGAUUUUGAGCACAGAAGCACUAGACUCACACACAUUGAACCUGCUCUGUGAGGAAAUUGACACGAGAGAUGCAAUGGUGAUAUAAAUGAUAGUGGUUCACACAGCCACACAGAGGACAUGUCGGUGCUCUAUUCUUCUGUUCUGCAUUUGGCAAUGCUUCUGAGUCUCCACUCAGGUUUACAGAAGCUAACUACACUGUCAAAUCCAACAGCAGUCAUACUACACAAAGGAAAUUCAGUGACGAUCCACUGCUCCCACAAUUUACCCAAUGACAUUGAAAUAUUUACAGUAACUAUAAAAGGAACAGAGGUGCUGUGCUUUUCUCAGUUUAACAUACAAGAGUGGCUGGUGUCGAAGACAUGUAAAGAAAGCAUACAAAUUAAUUGGAAUAAUGAGACCAGAGAAAUCUUCUUUUCACUGAUGAAGCUACAGAUAAAUGAUUCUGGACUUUACUCUUGUGAAGUGAAAAGAGCUGCACCUCCACCUGCACAAGUUUUCUCAAAAAACAUAACUAUUUGUGUAACAGCCCCUCCUGCAGUGUCUGUGUCUGAUGUAAAGGAGCCCAGUAGUGGACUUCCCAUGUUGCUGUGCUCCUCUCAGGGGUUUUACCCAAAGACCAUAGAGCAGGUGUGGUUUAGAGAUGGUCAGCUCCUCAACACCAGACUUUCAGACAGGCAGAGAGAGGUCAACACAGAUGGUUCCAUCACCGUCCACUCCUACCUGCCUCUGUCCUCAGGACCCAGCAAGGCUGGCCUCUAUCUCUGCUGGGUCAACCACUCUUCCCUCAGCCAUCCCAUCACUGUCAGUCACACAGUCAUGUCCAAGGGUUUCCCAGUGAGUUGGCUAUUUAUUGUGGUCAGCAUUGGAGCAGUCUUGAUUCUAGUGGUCCUUAUCAUCAUGAUCUUCAAGUGUACACAUUUCAAGAGAGUCAAACACCUUUUUCCUCUUGAAACAUCCCAAGAACCUGUCCACACUGUCUCCUCCGUGACUGAGAACAUCAUCUACUCAACACUGGGAGACCAUCAUCCAAUCACUCUCUCCACUGCUAUACCAACAUAGACAAGGGAUCAACAAGCAGUACUGUACCAAUAGGGCCAUAGACAGUACCACCUGAUGUACCAAAUCCUAGGAUGGGAUCCUAGCUGCAGAUGAAUCAUGUAGGACUUUCUCAGAACCACCAUGUUUGGGACACUUGACUGGGGAAUACAAAAAUCUGAAUUUGCUCGUAGGCUAUCUAUUCUAACAAUUUGAUGUUGAAUGAUUGUCCAUACUGUAAUGCCUCUGAUUAUGUUAAUCUCAGAUAAUCCAGUGACGACUGUCAUUGAUACCAGUAAUAGUCUCUCUAUGUCUGGGUAGCAGCCCAGUACAAUUCCUCCUCCUAGCUUCCCACUGCACUGAGGCUAGGAAACACUGUCACCACUGAUAAAUCCAUGAUAAUUGAGAAUUUCAAUAAGCAUUUUUCUACAGCUAGCCAUGCUUUCCACCUGGCCACCCCUACCCUGGCCAAGUUAACAAACAGAUCACCAACCAUUUCAAAUCCCACCGUACCUUAUCCACUAUGCAAUCUGGUUUCCGGGCUGGUCAUGGGUGCACCUCAGCUACGCUCAAGGUCCUAAACGAUAUAAUGUCCAACGAUAAGAGACAAUACUGUGCAGCUGUAUUCAUCUACCUGGCCAAGGCUUUCGACUCUGUCAAUCACCACAUUCUUAUCGGCAGACUCAACAGCCUUGGUUUCUCUAAUGACUGCCUCGCCUGGUUCACCAACUACUACUUAGACAGAGUUCAGUGUGUCAAAUCGGAGGGCCUGUUGUCCGGAUCUCUAGCAGUCUCUAUGGGGGUGCCACAGGGUUCAAUUCUCGGGCCGACUCUUUUCUCUGUGUACAUCAAUGAUGUAUACAUCAUCGCUCUUGCUGCUGGUGAUUCUCUGAUCCACCUCUACGCAGACGAUACCAUUCUGUAUCUGGUCCUUCUUUGGACACUGUGUUAACAAACCUCCAGACGAGCUUCAAUGCCAUACAACUCUCUUUCCGUGGCCUCCAAAUGCUCUUAAAUACAAAUAAAACUAAAUGCAUGCUCUUCAACCGAUCACUACCAGCACCUGCCCGCCCGUCCAGCAUCACUACUCUGGACGGUUCUGACUUAGAAUAUGUGAACAACUACAAAUACCUAGGUGUCUGGUUAGACUGUAAACUCUCCUUCCAGACUCACAUUAAGCAUCUCCAAUCCAAAAUUAAAUCUAGAAUCGGCUUCCUAUUUUGCAACAAAGCAUCCUUCACUCAUGCUGCCAAACAUACCCUCGUAAAACUGACCGUCCUACCGAUCCUCGACUUCGGCGAUGUCAUUUACAAAAUAGCCUCCAACACUCAAACACUCAAGACAGAAAAUUGGAUGCAGUCUAUCACAGUGCCAUCUGUUUUGUCACCAAAGUCCCAUAUACUACCCACCACUGCGACCUGUAUGCCCUCGUUGGCUGGCUCUCGCUUCAUAUUCGUCGCCAAACCCACUGGCUCCAGGUCAUCUAUAAGUCUUUGUUAGGUAAAGCCCGCCUUAUCUCAGCUCACUGGUCACCAUAGCAGCACCCACCCGUAGCACACGCUUCAGCAGGUAUAUUUCACUGGUCACCCCCAAAGCCAAUUCCUCCCUUAUCUUACCUCAUUUGCACACAUUGAAUAUAGACUUCCUUUUUCUCUAUUGUGUUAUUGGCUGUAUGUUUGUUUAUUCCAUGUGUAACUCUGUGUUGUUGUUUGUGUCGCACUGCUUUGCUUUAUCUUGGCCAGGACGCAGUUGUAAAUGAGAACUUGUUCUCAACUAGCCUACCUGGUUAAAUAAAGGUGAAAUAAAAUAAAUACAAAAAUAAAAUUUAAAAAGUUAUAUGGCAUUAAAAAACAUAUUACAUUUUA
This is a messenger RNA of Salvelinus fontinalis (brook trout), 3372 nucleotides long. RefSeq names its product tapasin-related protein-like. The record is from RefSeq and is a predicted model, not a curated record. The transcript is spliced from 6 exons. Gene Ontology annotation, molecular function: MHC class II protein complex binding. The coding region runs from base 590 to 1531 and encodes 313 amino acids. Gene Ontology annotation, cellular component: MHC class II protein complex. Gene Ontology annotation, biological process: antigen processing and presentation of exogenous peptide antigen via MHC class II; positive regulation of T cell activation; immunoglobulin production involved in immunoglobulin-mediated immune response. Lineage: Eukaryota; Metazoa; Chordata; Actinopteri; Salmoniformes; Salmonidae.